Actinia tenebrosa (Australian red waratah sea anemone) is the source of this 969-nucleotide messenger RNA. RefSeq lists its product as uncharacterized. Lineage: Eukaryota; Metazoa; Cnidaria; Anthozoa; Actiniaria; Actiniidae. The record is from RefSeq and is a predicted model, not a curated record. Gene Ontology annotation, molecular function: nucleic acid binding; zinc ion binding. Gene Ontology annotation, biological process: DNA integration.
AUGACAACUAAGAGGGAKGGUARGGCGUAUAUCCUUCUUUUCACCUGCAGUCUAACAAGAGCCGUACAUAUYGAGUUGCUGUCCGACCAGAGUACAGAGGGAUUCAUCACAGCUUUGAAGCGGUUCAUAGCUCGUCGAGGAAGACCCUGCAAGAUAUACUCAGAUAAUGGGAGGAGUUUUGUCGGAGCGGAGCGGUGGCUGCGAAAGAUCAUGGAAGAUGAGAAGGCCCAAAACUACCUAGCACAUCAAUCCAUAGUGUGGCAGUUCAACCUAAGUAGAGCCCCAUGGUGGGGUGGGCAGUUUGAGAGGUUAGUGGGCAUCGUUAAACAAGCAUUGUAUAAGGCAGUGGGAAGAGCAGUCCUUAAGUGGAAAGAGCUGGAAGAAGUGAUGUUAAAUGUAGAGAUAGCGAUCAACAACCGGCCCCUUGCGUACGUCGAAGAUGACGUGCAGCUGCCUGUAUUAACACCAAACUUGAUGAUAUGUGGGCAGCCCAACUUCAUCCCAGAGGUGGAAGCUGAGUCAGUCGAAAGCAUAGAUUUAAGAAAACGAGCAAAGUACCUACGCCGAUGCAAGGAUGUUCUGUGCUCACGCUGGACCAAGGAGUACGUACGAUGUUUGAGGGAACGACAUAAUCUCAAGCACAAUUCCAAGGAGCUACGACUAAAGAUAGGAGACGUGGUGUUAAUCCAAGGUGACGAGCGGAAUCGGGGCAGGUGGAGCAUAGGUAUCGUUGAGAAGCUGAUCAAGGGUAGAGAUGGAGUAGUAAGAGCGGUGAGGCUGAGAGCGGGAAAAUCGUACCUCGAGCGAGCGCCUCAGCAGCUGUGCCCCAUGGAGUUGUCUUGUGAUAGACAACCAAGCACUCCAUUGCGGUUGAACCGUAUAGCUAGAGAGUUUCGCCCAAGAACGGCAGCUCAAGCAGCAAGACAACGAGUCAAGGAAAUCGUGCAAGCAGAAGAACAAAACUUAUAA